CGGCAUCAAGACAAUAUACACACAACCCCACAGGCCAAUCCAUAUAAAAAAAUUCCAAAAAAAACAGAAAUAUAGAGAAAGAGAACCAGAUAUAUGUACCAAUCAGAACAUUUUAGACAACGAUAAAGGAACGAGAACGGAAACGAUUACGAAAAGAUCGAGAUUAAUGUCAGCGAGUAUAAAAUCGCGAGUGAACGUGGAACCUAGCGAAUCAAAACGGAACAAAUCGGGGAAAACGCUACGUAACGGGAUUCGCCUUAGUGUUUUUGUUGUUGUGCCAUAACCUUUAAGUGAGAGUGUCAAGAGCAAGAUCGCCCGACUUUCGAACGGAUCGAGAUGCAGAAGCGUCUUGCCGAGGUGUAAUAGUGUACGUGUUUGUGCGGUGUCCGUGCGUGGCAGUUUGUGUCUGGUCCUCAAUUGCCUCCGUUUUGUCAUCCGCCAUCCAACACCCACAAUUCCAACUACCAGGGGAUUCUACGAGCCAUUGUGAAUCUGGAUCUUUAGCGCAAAUUGAGAUAACUCUCGCCGUCUCACUUAAGCCGAGCUAAAAGAGACUAAAGGCAAAGAAAAGGAAAGAGAAAAUCAACACCAUUGAAGUGGGGAUUGAGAUUGCGCUUCAUACAACGGCGCAUCGCAGUUUACGAGUGUCCAUCACCACUACAACACCGUGCAGCAAUGGAAGACUAUUGGGGUCUUAGCAGCACUACGGAUAUCAAUUGCACUCAGCCCGCCAUCGAUGAUUUCCCCAGAGACCUGUUCUCGGAGGCGCAAAGGCAGUCCGGUGCUGUUGUACUUCAUGUUAUAGCCAGUUUAUAUUUAUUUGUAGCCUUAGCCGUAGUGUGUGAUGAGUACUUUGUGCCAGCAGUUGAGAAAAUAUGUGCAGCACUCAACAUGUCCAAUGAUGUGGCGGGGGCCACGUUCAUGGCUGCGGCCACCUCCGCUCCAGAGCUGUUUGUUAACGUGAUAGGCACCUUCAUCACGGAGGGCGAUAUCGGAGUGGGCACGAUCGUCGGAUCGGCGGUAUUUAACAUCUUGGCGGUGGCCGCCUGUUGCGGCAUCGGAGCUGGAAUGACCAUACCCCUGGACUGGUGGCCACUGACACGGGACAGCAUUGCCUACGGAGUCACAGUGGCCAUUCUCAUCUGUGUUAUGCACGACGAGCGCGUCGAGUGGUACGAGGCACUCAUCCUGGUUUCCCUUUACGCCGUCUACCUGGCGGUCAUGUAUUUCGACAAAACAUUCCAAAAGUGCGCCAAAGGUGGCGUUAAGCAGGCUCGUUCGCGCAGCAGGUCCUCCAACUGCAGCAUACACACAAAGAACAGCAAUGAGAAGGAACCAGAGCUCGUAGAAAAUCGCAUUUGCCAAAACAUGGCCAACAUUCAGCUGAAUGGAGGACUCAACAAUGACCAGGCAAAGGCUACGGGUGCCACCAGUGGCGGCACCAACACUAUUUCAUUCACCACCUCAACCAUGACCACCACGAUGGGCACCACGACCCAUAGUGCCGGAGCAAGCGGAGGAGGAGGUGAGGCAGGUGAUGUGCCGUCAGGACCAGGGGUUAUUGCCCAGAUGGCAACACUUGACGGUGGGGAGGCAGAAUCACAGCAAGCUGUGACAGCCGCCGGCGAGGAUCGCGAGGAAGAGGGCUACUCCCUGCUCACUUACCCGAAGGAGAAGAGCUGUUUCGCCCAGUUCACCUGGCUCAUCAUCUGGCCGAUCCACCUGCUAUUUCGCAUCGCCAUCCCUGACUGCAAGAAGGCCAAGAACAACAAGAUUUUUCCGCUUACCUUCAUCAUGUGCAUCGUCUGGAUCGGAUCGCUGUCCUAUGUGGUUGCGUGGAUGAUAACCAUUAUCGGUGACACACUUAAGAUACCUGAUUCGGUGAUGGGGAUUACGUUCCUGGCGGCUGGAACCAGUGUUCCUGAAGCGGUGUCCAGUGUGAUCGUGGCGAAACGCGGUCACGGAUCGAUGGGGAUCUGCAACUCGAUUGGGUCGAACACCUUCGACAUCCUGCUGUGCCUGGGGGUGCCAUGGCUGAUCAAGGCUGUCUUCUUCCCGAUCCAGCCGGGCCAGAACUACGUGGCAAUAAAUUCGGCCGGAUUGGAGUACUCGGCGAUCACUUUGCUGUCGACGCUGUUCUUGCUUUACCUUACCUUCUCUACGAACAAGUUCAAGCUGGAUAAGAAGGUGGGGACCGCCUGCCUAGUGAUGUAUCUGGUCUUUAUGGUUUUCGCCUCCCUCAUUGAACUCAAUGUGUUCUUUCGCGUCAACCUGCCCACCUGCGGUCGAUCAUGAGAUGGAUUGGCGUUCGAUAACUGCGCGAUAUACGAAGGCCGACUUGUGAAGUAUGAUGUGUGGAUGAACGAUAUACCAUUUUGGAUGAAUGGAUGGUGUGGAGAAAGACCAGGCAUUUAGUGCUGGUUUAGUUUUCCGUUUCAGCGUCCGGCAGCUGGCUGGAGAACCCUGAGUGCAGUCGUUUAAUUAAUUAAAAUGUAUUUUCUGUUCUAUUCUAUCUACCAUGAUAGUUGAGUUACGGUAUACGUUAUGCUGUUAUUGUAAUAAUACUUUUUUUUUAUUAUUAUUAUUAUUAAAGUAGACUCAUUUACGACCUUCGGUUAAAAACCAAACGAAAAAUUCAAAAUAGAUGAGAAGAAAUGAAAAGAAUAACACAGUAAACGAAGGGAAAAACAAAAACCAAAACCAAACUAAAAAAUUUAAUAAUGUAUUUAUAUGAUUAAUAUAUAUGAGAUUUAA
This is a messenger RNA of Drosophila subpulchrella, 2754 nucleotides long. RefSeq names its product sodium/potassium/calcium exchanger 3-like. The record is from RefSeq and is a predicted model, not a curated record. Lineage: Eukaryota; Metazoa; Arthropoda; Insecta; Diptera; Drosophilidae. Gene Ontology annotation, biological process: calcium ion transmembrane transport; intracellular calcium ion homeostasis. The transcript has 9 exons. Gene Ontology annotation, molecular function: calcium channel activity; calcium, potassium:sodium antiporter activity. Bases 676 to 2295 code for a protein of 539 amino acids. Gene Ontology annotation, cellular component: membrane.